This is a messenger RNA of Volvox carteri f. nagariensis, 2538 nucleotides long. RefSeq lists its product as uncharacterized. Gene Ontology annotation, cellular component: peroxisome. Bases 1 to 2538 code for a protein of 845 amino acids. The record is from RefSeq and is a predicted model, not a curated record. Lineage: Eukaryota; Viridiplantae; Chlorophyta; Chlorophyceae; Chlamydomonadales; Volvocaceae. The transcript is spliced from 16 exons.
AUGUCUAGCAACAAGAAGACACUGAGAGUCGGCAUACUGCGCCUUCGAUGUCAGGAGCCACAGCGGUACUAUAUAGCUCUUCAAUGCCCUCACAGCGGAAGCAAGACGUCUGCCAGCACGAUAAGCUUAAAAAGCAUCCGGCAUGACCAGACCGCUCGCACGGAGACCUCCGAGCCCAGCAGGAACCCCGACUUCGCUUGCAGCUCCUUUCUCUUGCGCUUGCCUGCCCCUUUGGCCGUCCUGCCUCCGGAGCAGCCACUGCUGCGACUGGACCUCUUCUCCGCGCCGGGUCUGGAACCUUCCGGAGGGAUCGAUGUGGAGUCUGGUGGCCUAGCCGGUCGGCUGGUGGCCAGUGGCUUGGUGGCUGGAACGUCCCUGGGCGCAGAUGCCACCUCGAGGCUGUUGCAGGGGCAGCGAGUGACGCUGACGUUGGCGCUGACUGCUGACGCGGCAUCGGCAUCGGCAUCGGCACUGCUGGGGGAUUUGGGGAAUGGGUUGGAGGCGGCGUCCGCCAGCAACGAUCUUGGCAAGGUGGUGGUUAGCAGUUUGUCUGGUCUGGGGGCCGGUCUGUCGGCCCACGAGGUGCUCCUGGAGCUGGAGCUGCUUGGCGCGCUCCAGGGAGCCGAGCUGCUGGAGGCGCUGGUGCAGGAAUGCCUUGUCAAGCAGGCCGCCAUGUCCCAAGUGGCGAGGCAGCUGGACAGCACCACAUGUAAGGCGGAGGAGCUAUCCUGGAGGCUGGUGGACGCGGAGAAGCGCAGCCGGAACCUCGUGGCGGACAACGAACGGCUGCAGCAGCUGUUGCAAACGGAGCAGCAGGCUUGGCGGAUACCCCAGUUGAGGAUGUUGGUGAAUUCGGCCAUGUUGAGUCGGGACGAGCUCAUUGAGCGGUGUGAGAGUGUGAUGGCGGCCUAUGGGCGGGAGAGGGCUCGAAAUGGGGACCUGGUGGAGCGACUGAGGGUGCUGCAUUCAGAGCAGGUGGACGCUCUGGAGCUCAAAAAGCGCUAUCAGCAGCUGCAAGAGGCGCACGAAGAGCAGGCGCGUGCGUACGCUGAUCUGGAGGGUGAGUCCAUGAAGGUGGCCCAGCUGCGUGCAACUGUCAAGACGCAGGAGGAGAUCAUUCACAACCUUGAGGCUUUGCUCGCACAGGCCGUUCAGAAGGUCAAGCCGCGGGCUCCAGUUACAGCACAGAAUAUCGGCGCCUCGAAUCCUCAUCCUCCUGCAGCUACAGCUGACAUCGAAGCUGGAGCUGCCGCUGUUUCCGGCGAAAUGAUUGACUUGCGAACUCCAGCGGAUCUGCGAGCCCAGCUGGAGGCUUCGGAGCAGCGGUUGCUACAGCUCCAGGAUGAGCUAGCUGUGCAGCAGGCAGCAGCGCAGGAGAAGGAUCAGCAGAUACAGCGGAUGGAGGCGGAGCUGGAGACCCUACGGCAACACACGGUGACGGAAUUCCCGGCAGUGGACAUGGAGGCUGCGGAGGCGGGAGAGGGGCCCCGUCAAGAACGGCCGGGCACCUCCGCCGGGCAGCGGCUGGAGAGCCGUGGUGAAAAGGGUGGCGGCGCUGUUACGGGCAAGCGACAGGAGGACGCGGGGGAUCGAGCACAAGGGGAUGAAUUGUUGGAAGAAUUGGGCGUGGAGAUGCAGCAGCCGUUAGGGAAGCAGGAGAAGGAGGACGACGGCGGCGUUACGCCCGGCUCGGAAAGCGAGGCGCGACGAGGGACGGAAGAGGAUCAGGCAAAGAAGACGGGACCAGCAACGUCAGAGGAGGCCGAAGCUACGGACGAGCGGCUGCAGCAGCUGCAGGAACGAAUACAGAGUCUAGAAAGCGAGUUGGUGGCGGCACGGGAGCGCAUCCGGGAGCUGUCCGAGAGCGAAGAGGAGGUUAGCAGGGAGAUGCGCAACCUGUUGAGCGCUGCGGCGGAGGUCCGGAAACUGCAAUUGGAAUUGGCCCAGCUCACGGAGGAGAGGACCGCAUCACAGCUGAGAGCUGAGUACGCGGAGGGGGCGGCUGAGGCGGCACAGAGCGAGCUGGCAGAAGUGACUCGAAAGUGUGCCCGGGAGAUCGCGGCGCUCAAGACCCGUCUUGCGGAGAAGGACGCGGCCAUGAUGGGCGGAUUUGGCGGGCUGGAACAGCUGUCGACCCGCAGCGAGCCGCCCUUCCCCGCCUUUCCCCCCCCACCCGCACUCCCCUCCUCCCAGUCGGCGGUGCCCAGCCCGACGGGACCCGCCGCGGCCCCAGCUCCUCUCUCCGACGCUCGGAGUGGCCCAGCCCCAUUAGCAGCCCUAGGUACGGAGGCGAAUGGCAGUGGCAGUGAGAGAAGAGCUGGGGUGCGGCAAGCGGGGCUGAGCAGGCUCACGUCGUUGGCGCACGUCCCCGGCAUAGGCGCGGAUGAUGGGCAAGCACAGCACAUGCAUGGGCAGGCGCCGGGACUUACCGCGGCGGAGGCGGCUGCAGGCGGCCCUCGCGCCCUGAUGUGGAUGAAGAGCAGGCGGGGGCGCAUGAGUAUGAAGCCGGUGUCGUCGGUCCCACCGACGGAAGGAUGA